UUUUGCUGCGUUUCAAACUAAUGCACACAACAAAGGCAGUUUGCUACGCAUGAUGAGUGUGAUUAAGUUAUAAAUGGAUGCACAGCAGUGAUAUUCGAGAUACUUUUAUAAUAUGCACAGUUAAAUCAAAGUGUUACAUUUGUAAGCGGGCUGUAUCAGUUAAUUACAUGAAUGAACAACAUUCGUGCAAAUAUAAGGAGAAAACAUUACUACAUUUCUAAUUCUCAUGUAUCGAAUAAAAACGUAGAGUGUGAUACUGUGCAAUAAAUAAAGGAACUUUUUAUUGAAACGAAACAACAUUAACACGCGCUGAUAGCCAAGCGAACAGAGAUGAGCUUAUUGAAAUAUGAAGUCAGUUGGUGUUUAAGGGUAAUUGACUUACUGAGGAACUAAAUGCUUGAAUAAUUGGAUAACUCAACAAACGUUUCAAAGCGAUUAGUUUUUAGCGGGAAAACAAACUACUAUAGUGUUAAAGUGUACUAUAAAAAUAGGUGCUUCUGUGAGGAGAUACAAAAGACGAGUCCUGACAGCAAAAUAAAUAAAGGAGAAUAUAAUGGUGUAAUUAUUACUGAUUUAGAUUUUGCUGGAGGUGCUAGAAAAUCGAACAUUACAUUUUAUAUCAUUAGCUUUGAGAAUUAUUGAGGAGUUAAAUGAUUAAUCUGAAAUAUACUGUUUCCACCUAAUGGGAUGACGCGUAAUUGUACUGAGCAUUUGUUGUUUGAAAAAUGACUGCGAUCAAAUGGUGAAAUGAAGAAAAUUCGAAAUGGAAAACAAUGUUUAGUGGUUAGAGUGGAAGUGAAGGGAUUGAAUUAUGGAUAAUUUAGUUCAUAAGUUAGAACGAAUGAUAAUAUUAUCACUGUCAUCCGGAAUACUAAACCAAAUACGGAAUAAAUAAUAUUGCAAGUGAGUUAAUGUUUAGAUAUUUUUGUUAAAACAGGAUGUUUCUGUGAAAACUAAUUUAAAAUUGAAAGCUGUUAAAGUGUUUUCAAACCGAGGAUGGUUACCUAAGUUAAAAAAAUAUACGGUGGCCAUAAAUAGAAAAUACGGAAUUUAAUGUGUAAUUGAAAUGAUUGAAUUCAAUGACUUCAUUGGAUAUUUUCCCUGGAUUUUACCAUGUUCCCUAGUAAUUACCUUGGAGAGAGUAUCCCGCUGUAUUCAACAUUUGUGACCUUGAUCUACGUGUUUUUGUGCCUUAUGUCUGCAAUAGCAUACGACUACGAAAGUCCGACAUACUUUAUUCCUCAACCACACAACGUCACCUUUCAUAUAGGGCAAACUGCAACGUUACUGUGUUCAGUUGAAAACCUCGGAAAUAAAACUGUUGUGUGGAGAAAAGCAUCAAAUCCUCACCCCAUCGCAAUAGGAGAGUUCAUAUACGCCCCAGAUAAACGGUAUUCAGUCCAGAUCUCAAAGGAGAGGAGGGAAUACAAUCUACAAAUUCAUAACAUUCGACAAGAAGAUUCAGGCGUUUAUCAUUGUCAAAUAAGCACCAAAGAAAAGCUCAUCAGACAUAUUUUGCUUACAGUUGAGGGACGCCCGAACGAUGCACCUUCCCGUGCGCACCUAACAGAAGAAACGGAAGAGGGAGAUAUGAUUCCACCAUACAUUAUGCCAGAGAUCGUUUUGUCUGGUAAUGAGUACGUUAACGCCGGUGAUACAAUAAGGCUGGUAUGCAACGUAACUGGAAAUACAGAUAUACCUCAGGAUGUCGACUGGUUUAGAGAUGGCAUAUUGCUGCGGCCUUUCAGCUCACCAAAAAUUCACAUUCGAAAAGACACGUCCAUCACACGAAGAAAAUUGGACAGUGUUCUAGAAAUACACAAUAGCAACUUAGAUGAUGAUGGUUUAUAUAUAUGCAGAAACUCUGAAACAUUAAUUGCAAGUCUCAAAGUGAAUAUCUUAAAUGAAAUAAAAUCAAACACAGGUAAAAGAGGAACUGCGGGUGAUGCUAAAAGCGGACAAAUUUGCAAUAGGCAGUGGUGGACUUUGUUUUUCUCAGUUUUUCUCACUACAGUCGUCACAAAAGCUUUCAUCUACCUCAGCUGACGUCAUCUUAUGAUGUCAUGAUUGCAGUGAUGACUUCAUGUGAUUUUAAUUAUUUGUACUACAUUCCAGUAAAAUCAGUUACGUGUGUACACAUUAAUGUGGCAUCAAACUGUAUCUUUGGAUACUUCUAGUUGCACAAGAGCAAGCACAUAAUUAUAUCUUAUUUAUAGUGUCACAUCUUGAAUAGGUUGUAGUCUAUGUACAAUUACAAUUCGUGAUAUAGACAUUGAACAUUAUGUCAGAUUGCAUUGUGUCAGAUUGCAUUAAGGAAACACACUCUUAACAUAAAAGAACAAUCGGUCACAGAUUCUUGUUUACAGCAAAUUUCUUUGAUGACAGAGUCAUGCAAUUAUAUUUCUUAUUACUGUGACAGUGGCCUUUACGCUCUGAAACGUAUUAUUGUUCAUAAUUAUGAAGUUUAUAGUAGAAAUUCGUUUUUUCUCAAGGCGUUAUAACGCUUUUAAACACCUUUUUACGUAUAUAGUGUAUACGUUGACCUCUUUGGAUGUGUAGUUUAAAAGACUAGUACUCACGCUGUAGUGAUGCAUCGUUUUAUUGGUCAACUUAAAAAGUCUUUAUUUUGUCGAAAAGAAGUCGAGUUCCACCUCCCUCAGUUAACAUCUCUUGGAAAAACUAAGUAAAUGUUUUCACGGAGGUUUUCUUUCUCCGCGGAGGUUAAUUUACUAAGCAUCAAACCAGUUGCAAAAACAUGAUUUUUAUUAGAGAAGUAUUUGCCCUUUACAGAUGAAGUGAACAGAAGUUACUGUGUAUUAAAGGAAACAUGAAUUUUAAUAAAUGUUUUGGUUAGUGUCAUUGUAUGAUUAUGAUUCAUCGAGUGACGAAGUAAUUGUGAAUGUGUUUUUUUUUUCUACUCUAAAAGAAGAUAGUAUUCUUAUACAUUUACUGAAAAUAAAAGGAAACAAUGAUAUUGAACAAAUGUAAUUCUUGACCUAGACAUUCGACAGGAGAAUUAAUAUUUUUCUAUUAAAUCUAUUGUAAUGUUAUUCAUCACAUUGUCAUACCUUAACUGUAGGUAUCUGAAUUGGUCAAAGAUGUGUCUAUUCAAUAAUUUUACAUAAAAUGUUUCUGCUCUGGCUGAACAGCCAAGAUGCAUGUAUCAAUUUGAUAAACAUAGUUUGCAUAUGAAAUUAUAUGAAUACAGAAACGGGUCUUCACAUUUGUUACAUAUUUGUUUUGGCAAUUAUAUAUUUGGAAGAAAUUCAUCAGAAAAUAGUCAUUCUAUCCAUUUAAUCUAUCAUUGUUGGUUUCGCAAGCAAGAAGUAUUGAAAUAAGUCAGGCUGUUUCAACACCCAUCGUUUGGUUCAGACUCUUUUAAAGUCAAAUAGAAACGUAAAACUUGAAAUUAUAUUGAAAUCAAAACAAAUGUUCAGCUUUCGGAAUAUGUUCACAUUGAGCGAGUGUAAUAAUGUAUAUCAUACAUUUCUAAUUGAAAUCUAAUUUUGUGCAGUAGAUUUAAUGUCCAUUAAAUAAGUCUUUAACAGAUUAUCGGAAUAUAAAAGUGAAAAUUGUCUAAAAACUAUAAUUGCUUAAAUGAGUCUGACCAUCUUCAAUACUUACACCCAAAAUGAAGGAAGGAAGGGAGGUUGAUUUUAAUAUUUAACAGAUUGCGUGAACUGAAAAGUGACAAGUAAAGAUGACCUAUCCCUAUGUCCUGAAUUUGUUCUCAUUUCUAUAUUACAUUUGCCUUUUCUUAAUAUUGCUCUGCAGUAAGUAAUAUAUCCUAAAGAGGAAGUGACAGUAAAAAGUUGUCAUUGUUGCUCUCCUGCUGGAACUUCGCAAGCCUUUAUUUACUCUGUCUAAGUCACGCAAAAAUUGUUACCGUUUCAGUAAACUUACACUUGCAUAGACCGACUACUCUCGUGUUAGUCGGUUAUUGGUUUAAAACUAAAUUCAAAUAUGAUAUUGAAAUUCGUACAUUAAGCUUUUAAUUAUUAAGGUGUUUCAUUUUUAAAAAUGGCAUUAUACAUGUUUCAUCAUAAGAUUAAUGUUAAACCAAUAUCAUGUCAAAUCAUCUUUUUACGCGCACGUGUUAUUUUCAUUGAUUUCCUGCUUAUCACCUGAGCAAAACGUUAUCAGAAGAAUUAUGUUUUAAUAGAGAUAUUCUGCUGUUUUCAAAAUUACCAUCAUAUUUAUAAGUUAUUAGCUUUGUAUCGGGAAAUAUGCACGAGUUCUGCAAAGGAAAUAUUGCGCGACUUUAGGAGGCUAAAGAACGAGUGCAUAUUUCUCGAUCUUUUUAUUACAUAUGUAUCUACACGUAUAAAUGUAUUGUAGAUAUUAUGAGUUUGUUCAAUAUCCUGAAUAAGAUUUAUAAUAUUGAACUAUAUAACAGAAUAGAUGCAACGGCACACAUUAACUUACGUCACGCGCCCGAUGUGAAAUUCAGGCGUCAGUGUAUGGACAAAUACUGACGUUUCCGGUGCCAUUGUAACUUAACGGGGAAAAGAAACGAGUAUGCAAUAAGAUUUUUUAUUUAACUAUGUUAUAAAUCGUUCAAAAACCUGAUAAUGGACACAAGCCUGAGUGAAAGGGUUGGUAGAUAUGACAAAGGCUCCGUAAGCCUUUCAAUAUGUGUUGUAAUACAUGACUGACCUGAUAACAUGCAAAACAAAUGUUUGAGAUCCGAAUGGGCAAGCCCUUUUUAAAGUAUUUGUUUUACCAACCUGAUAUAUUUAAAUAAUAAUGAUGAAAAUAGGACAUUGAUAUAAUUUUAUAUAUCAUAACAUUUUGUAAAUAAACAAUAUAUUAUGUGAAUAUGUGCUUUCACGAUAAUAUAAUAUUGUUAAGCGACCACCUGUAUUGUUUCAAGUUUUAAUUAAAUGUUAAAGUCGUUGGCCGAAAAGUAUACGCAUGGAAUUCAAUACAGACUAGAGCUACUGUUCUCCCAACAUAUCUUUUUUAUUAUCAGUGCUUUGCCAACCUACAAUAUAGAUUGUAUUAUUAUAUUGAUUAUUAUUUAUAAAGCAUUUCAAAUUACAGACGCUCGUCAAAAUCUAUCGGCGUUUUGGAAAAUUAUUUUGAAUUCACAUUGUUACUGUGUACCAGAUGUCUACAUACAUUAAGAUUACCAUGUAUUUGUCAGAAUUGUAUCAGCUGAUCUAUUGAAAAGUGAAUGCAGCGUUUCCAAUACAAAGAUUUGAUUUGGCAUUGUCUCUUUUAUUGUUUAUCCUAUGCUUACAAUGUGUCCCCUCAGAAAUGUUAUCACAUCAAAUGUCCAUUAAUCAUUGUGCUACACUUUGCUGUUUUCCCUUAACAUUUAUUUCAUAACCGUGUUACAAGCGGUUUACAUCACUUUCCUGAUUAUAUGUCAUGGUAUAAAUAUAACAUAAAAAUGUAUGAUGUUGACAAUUCGGUUGUUUCAGAGCAAUAAAAUUUAUAAUUGA
Mercenaria mercenaria is the source of this 5447-nucleotide messenger RNA. Its product is annotated as zwei Ig domain protein zig-8-like. Gene Ontology annotation, biological process: synapse organization. NCBI's taxonomy places the organism in Eukaryota, Metazoa, Mollusca, Bivalvia, Venerida, Veneridae. The record is from RefSeq and is a predicted model, not a curated record. Bases 1114 to 2046 code for a protein of 310 amino acids. The transcript has 8 exons. Gene Ontology annotation, cellular component: neuron projection membrane.